Molecule: messenger RNA, 2639 nt
Organism: Megalobrama amblycephala (Wuchang bream)
Lineage: Eukaryota; Metazoa; Chordata; Actinopteri; Cypriniformes; Xenocyprididae
Product: protocadherin gamma-C5-like
Exons: 1
Coding region: 161-2626 (821 amino acids)
Biological process (GO): homophilic cell-cell adhesion
Cellular component (GO): plasma membrane
Molecular function (GO): calcium ion binding
Source: RefSeq, a predicted model, not a curated record
CCUGAGACAAAAUGCACUGCACUCGCUGCAAUGUAUUUAACAACGGAAUAUAACCUGGAGUUCUAUACAUUUUAAAAUGUCACAUUAUUUUUGUGACGGCUUACAGGCGUAAGAUGUAUGUCAGGAUACUGGUAUCAAGGAUCAUUUAUCGUGUUUGGAAAUGAGGACUCAAAUACAAAGGAGAAUUUUGCUCUGGCGGGCGCUGUGGCUGUUGUGUUUCGCUGAUUUGUGGAGCGAUACAGACGCGCAGCUUCGUUAUACAAUACCGGAGGAGCUGAAGGAGGGAUCUAUUGUUGGAAAUGUAGCUAAAGAUCUCGGUUUGGAUGUAUCUGAGAUAUCUAAUCGUAAAUUACGGAUAGCAUCUGAGUCUGGUAAGCAAUAUUUCAGUCUCAAUUUGCGGAAUGGCGAGCUGCUUGUCAAUGAAGUAAUAGACAGAGAAACCCUGUGCGGACAAAGCGCGAGCUGUGUGUUGCCUUUACAAGUCAUAAUCGAGGAUCCACUCCAGUUUUAUCGUGUCGAGGUGGACAUUCAAGAUAUUAACGACAACUCUCCAAUAUUCUUGUCGGAAAUAAACACAAUUGAGGUGCCAGAGUCAACGUUAACUGGAGCGAGGUUUCGUUUGGAACCUGCUCAAGAUCCUGACAUUGGAACGAACUCCUUGCGCACAUACGCGCUUAAUAAAAAUGAACAUUUUGUUAUGAACAUAAAAAAUGAUAAAGACGGAACAAAAGUCCCAGAAAUAGUUUUAGAGAAAUCUGUAGAUAGAGAGAAACAAUCUGUGCACCAUCUGAUUUUGACAGGUAUUGAUGGGGGUGAUCCAGCGAGGUCAGGAACCACCCAGAUUACUGUAAAAAUUCUUGAUGCAAAUGAUAAUGCUCCUAUAUUUGAACAUGAAUUAUAUGAGGUUAAAGUAAUGGAGAGCACAGUCCCGGGUACAAUGAUACUUGCUGUAAAAGCUAUUGACUUAGAUGAUGGUAUAAACGGUGAGGUUGAGUAUUCCUUUGCGGCACAUACACCUGAAAUAAUUCAAAAUGUGUUUGCUAUUAAUCCUGUGACAGGCGAAUUAGUCGUUUCCAAGAAUCUUGAUUAUGAAAUCAGCACCUCAUAUAAAAUUGACAUACGUGCUAGAGACAAAGGAGCACCUGUCAUGGAGGGACAUUGUCAAAUCCAGGUGAAUGUUUUAGAUAUAAAUGAUAAUACACCUGAGAUCACCAUCACCUCCUCACCCAAACCUGUGCGAGAAGAUGCGCCCGCUGGGACUAUGGUAGCGUUAAUAAAUGUUAAAGAUUUGGAUUCAGGCGUAAAUGGAAACGUAACACUUAGCAUGUCACCGGGCACCCCCUUUAAAUUAAAACCAACGUUUUCAAACCAUUACGCACUAGUGACAGAUGCACAAUUAGAUCGAGAAAAUUUUCCUAGAUAUGAUAUUGAGCUCAAAGCGUCAGACUCUGGAUCACCUCCACUGUUAUCUAGCAAACUCAUCACAGUAAAUAUACUAGAUGUCAAUGAUAAUCCUCCUGUUUUCUCUGAACGCGUGUACUCGGUUUAUAUUAAAGAAAACAGCGCCCCGGGAUCAAUUUUAGCAUCGGUCACAGCUUCAGAUCUAGAUACAGGAGAAAAUGCCAAAAUUGUCUAUUCAGUUCUCGAUACUAAUACUCGAGACGUAUCUGUUUCUUCAUAUGUAUACAUAAACUCAGAAAACGGUAGUAUAUUUAGCAUGCACUCUUUUGACUAUGAGAAAAUGAAGGUCUUUCAUAUAAUCGUGCUUGCCAGAGAUCAUGGCUCUCCAUCUCUGAGCAGUAACGCCACAGUUCAUGUGUUUAUUUCGGACCAGAACGAUAACGCACCUGCUGUCAUUUACCCGUCCAUAUCCAUGGGGUCUGUCUCUCAUCAGAGGAUGCCCCGUUCUGCUAAAGCAGGACAUCUCGUUACUAAGGUAACAGCAGUGGACGCGGACUCGGGUCAUAACGCCUGGCUCUUCUACAGGCUCGCGGAGGCCACGGACGCGUCACUGUUCAGUGUGAAUUUACAUACGGGAGAGGUGAGGACUAAACGCGCUGUUUCAGAGCAGGAUGACUCCUCUCAGAGACUGAUGAUAGAGAUAAAGGAUAAUGGAGAACCGAUCCAGUCCAUCACAGUCACAGUGGAUAUAUUGAUAGAGGAAGGCGCCCAUGAGCCCAUCUUAGACUAUAGUAUGAAAACUUCAGAAAAUAGCAACAACAAGAAAAACGGAAAAAUUACUUUGUAUUUGAUCAUCUCUUUGGGCACCGUGUCAGUUUUAUCUGUGUUGACAUUGUUUACGUUGAUUGUAAAAUGCGUUAAAAACAGCAUCGGAAGUUCAAGCUGCUGUAUCAGGAGAACCGAUGCUGGAUACAAGAACCCCAACAGAAACCUGCAGAUCCAGCUCAACACUGACGGGCCCAUUAAGUAUGUGGAGGUUCUGGGAGGAGACAUGAUGUCUCAGAGUCAGUCCUUUGGCUCCUAUCUCUCUCCAAUGUCAGAAUUCAGUGAUCUCACCCUCGUUAAGCCCAGCAGCACCACAAACUUUACAGACACGCUAAACGUGCUUGAUGCGUCAUUACCAGACAGCGCGUGGACGUUCGAGAGCCAACAGGUGAGCGCGUGAAAUUUUGUAUAGA